AUGAGCAAUAGUUCAAGCAUUAAAGGAAUGGAGGAUUCUGAACAACGACCAUCCAGUCCGAGUUCUAACCGACCUCAAGAAUCUAAUCCCGUUCCUGACCACGAAGAAAUUAAAUGA
This is a messenger RNA of Tuber melanosporum (Perigord truffle), 117 nucleotides long. RefSeq lists its product as uncharacterized. The coding region runs from base 1 to 117 and encodes 38 amino acids. NCBI's taxonomy places the organism in Eukaryota, Fungi, Ascomycota, Pezizomycetes, Pezizales, Tuberaceae. The record is from RefSeq and is a predicted model, not a curated record. The transcript has 2 exons.